This is a messenger RNA of Lepus europaeus (European hare), 1372 nucleotides long. It is a transcript of the gene TNFRSF25, whose product is annotated as TNF receptor superfamily member 25. Gene Ontology annotation, molecular function: protein binding. Lineage: Eukaryota; Metazoa; Chordata; Mammalia; Lagomorpha; Leporidae. The transcript has 10 exons. Bases 1 to 1248 code for a protein of 415 amino acids. The record is from RefSeq and is a predicted model, not a curated record. Gene Ontology annotation, cellular component: plasma membrane. Gene Ontology annotation, biological process: signal transduction.
AUGAGGCCGGGGCCUGGGGGCUGUGUGGCAGCUGUGGCUGCGGCCCUGCUACUGCUGCUGGAUGCCGGGGCUCACGGCGGCACUGCUGGCCCACCGUGUGACUGUGCGGGAGACGUCCAGAAGAGGAACAGCCCGUUGUGUUGCCGGGGCUGUCCUGCAGGGCACUUCCUGAAGGCCCCCUGCACAGAGCCCUGUGGCAACUCCACCUGUCUGCCGUGCCCGCAGGGCACCUUCCUGGCCAGGGAGAACUAUAGGAGUCGCUGUGCCCGCUGUCAAACCUGUGAUGAGCAAGCCUUCCAGGUGGCCCUGGAGAACUGCUCGGCGGUGACAGACACCCGCUGCGGCUGUGAGCCAGGCUGGUUUGUCGAGUGUGUGGUCGCCCACUGUAGGGACAGUUCACCUUUCCAGUGCCGCCCGUGCUCAGACUGUGGGGCCCUGCACCGCCACACGCGACGGCCCUGUUCCAGUAGAGACGCUGACUGUGGGACCUGCCUGCCUGGCUUCUAUGAACAUGGCAAUGGCUGCUUGUCCUGCCCCACGAGCACCCUGGGGAGCUGUCCUGAGCCCUGUGUUGCUGUCUGUGGCUGGAGGCAAAUGUUCUGGGUUCAGGUGCUCCUGGCUGGCCUGGGGGUCCCGCUCCUGCUUGGGGUCACCCUGACCUACACAUACCACCGCUGCCAACCUCCCAAGCCCACGGUUCCUGAUGCGGCUGAGACUGAGGCCCUGACCCCAGCACAGGCAACCCACCUCUCACCCUCGGGAAGCGCCCACACCCUUCUGGUGCCUGCUGCUGGUGGUGAGAAGGUCUGCACUGUCCAGUUGGUAGGCAACGGCUGGACCACUGGCUCCCCCCAGACCCAGGAAAGGCCUUGCCCGCAGCUGGCAUGGUCCUGGGACCAGCUGCCCACCAGAGCUCUUGGCCCUGCUUUGGAGACCCCACAGUCGCCAGCGCCUCCCGCAGGCUCGCCAGCCGCUGUGCUCCAGCCGGGGCCACAGCUCUACGACGUGAUGGACGCGGUGCCCGCACGGCGCUGGAAGGAGUUCGUGCGCACGCUGGGGUUGCGUGAGGCCGAGAUCGAGGCCGUGGAGGUGGAGGUCGGCCGCUUCCGCGACCAGCAGUACGAGAUGCUCAAGCGCUGGCGCCAGCAGCAGCCAGCGGGCCUGGGCGCCGUCUAUGCAGCCCUGGAGCGCAUGGGGCUGGACGGCUGCGCUGAGGACCUGCGUAGCCGCCUGCAGCGCGGCCCUUGACGCGCCCUGGAGGCUCGGCACAAGCUCUAAGUACGGUUACUUACGCGUGUAGACAUUUUAUGUCACUUAUUAACCCCCUGGGGCGGCCCUGCGGAGCAGCGCCUGCCCGGGCUCCCGCUGGGGC